Messenger RNA from Lithohypha guttulata, 426 nucleotides. RefSeq lists its product as uncharacterized. The record is from RefSeq and is a predicted model, not a curated record. The transcript has 2 exons. Lineage: Eukaryota; Fungi; Ascomycota; Eurotiomycetes; Chaetothyriales; Trichomeriaceae. Bases 1 to 426 code for a protein of 141 amino acids.
AUGUCCAAUCCAUCCAAACCAAACCUCUACAUCCUCUACAACGCCAAAGCCUCCCUAGCAGGAAAAUGCGACUACGUCUACCGAAAACUCACAUCCCCAGCCGACGCACCAGCAUGCAGUGCCUGUGAUCUGACGCACGGCGGUCUACGGCUGACGGAGACCGAGACAUGGACGAAGACUAAGUCACGGAUAAAUGCGAAUGUGGUUCAGUUGCAUAUUGAUGAACUUACGCCUGAGUUAAAAGAAUUUUCGAAAAGUGCUUCGCUGGUGUUUCCGACUGUGUUGGAACAGGAACAGGGCGGAGAGUUGAAGGUGCUGCUUACGGCGCAGGAGUUGAAUAAGGUCUCGAAGGACCAUGAGGCGUUUCUGAGCAGGCUUGUUGAGAGUGGGCGGCGUGAGGGUGUGGCUGUUUCGGUUGCGGACUGA